This is a messenger RNA of Spinacia oleracea (spinach), 2134 nucleotides long. RefSeq names its product glucan endo-1,3-beta-glucosidase 14. The transcript has 4 exons. Gene Ontology annotation, molecular function: hydrolase activity, hydrolyzing O-glycosyl compounds. Lineage: Eukaryota; Viridiplantae; Streptophyta; Magnoliopsida; Caryophyllales; Amaranthaceae. Gene Ontology annotation, biological process: carbohydrate metabolic process. The coding region runs from base 420 to 1589 and encodes 389 amino acids. The record is from RefSeq and is a predicted model, not a curated record.
UUCCCAUAAUUGCAAGAUCCAUAAUUCCAUACCUUACCAUAUCACAUUAUAUUUUCCCCAUUAUUUAGUGGUCCAUAUAUAAAAUAAAAUACUUGUACUCGCUCGUAAAAAGUAUUUAAGAGGGGUGCGCAACUUCCUCUCUCUGCUCCCACACGCCACUCUCUUCUUCCUUCCUCUCCCAAUAUAAGCAGAUCGGAGGAGAGAGAAACAGACACAGAUAAUAAAUGUGCGACGUAAACUAAACUAUAGCUUAACAACAACAACAAUUGAAGAAGAAGAAGAAGAAGAAGAAGGUGGCACCCAGAUUAAUCUUAUUCUUUAAUUUCUUCCUCAUUCUAAUUAACAGAGGAAGUUGAAGUUGAAGUUGUUCUUAAUUAUUAUAUUAAUUAAGAGGGUGAUUAGUUGUUAUCAGAUCCGCCAUGGCUAUGUCGACUUCAUCUUCACUCAUUGCGUCCUUUUCCCUCUUCUUCCUCCUUUUUUCAGGCUCAAUUUUACAAACUGAUGGCCUAGGAGUGGGAAUUAACUAUGGGCAGAUUGCCAAUAACCUGCCUUCCCCUAGCCGAGUUGCAAUACUACUACAAUCCAUCCAAGUAAGCCGGGUCAAGCUCUACGACGCUGACCCGAAUGUCCUUUUGGCCUUCGCCAACUCGAAUGUCCAGUUUACAAUCGGGCUUGGAAGUGAGUAUCUACAGAACAUGAGUGACCCAUCUAAAGCUCAAGCUUGGAUCCAAACCCAUGUCCAACCUUAUAUUAGCCAAACCAAAAUUACCUGUAUUGUGGUGGGUAAUGAAGUUUUAGGUGGGGGUGAUACACAGUUAAUGUCUUAUUUGUUCCCUGCCAUGAAAGGUGUUUAUUAUGCCCUUAAAUCUCUUGGAUUAACUAACCAAGUUACUGUCACAACCGCCCAUUCCACCGCGAUUUUGGCUACUUCUUACCCUCCAUCCUCUGGGUCAUUUAGACCCGAUUUAGCUGAAUAUCUCCAACCCAUGUUGGAUUUCCAAUCCCAAAUUAAGUCUCCUUUUUUCAUCAAUGUAUAUCCAUUUUUCGCUUACAUGGGUAGCCCGAAUGAAAUAUCAUUGGAUUAUGUCCUUUUUAGGCCUAACCAGGGUAUGAUUGACCCAGUUACCAACCUACAUUAUGAUAACAUGUUAUAUGCCCAACUGGAUGCAAUUUAUGCUGCGAUUAAGAAAAUGGGUCAUAGUGAUAUAGAAGUCCAGAUAUCAGAAACGGGUUGGCCUUCGAAGGGUGACCCGAAUGAGGUAGGGGCAACAGUCCAAAAUGCAGCAACUUAUAAUGGGAAUUUGCUGCAGAAGAUAGAGAAUAAAGAAGGUACCCCUGGGAAGCCUUCAGUGCCUAUUACAGUGUAUGUGUUUGCUCUUUUCAAUGAGAAUUUGAAGCCUGGCCCUUCUUCUGAAAGGAAUUAUGGACUUUAUUAUCCGAGUGGUACCCCUGUUUAUAAUAUUGGGUUGCAGAAAAGUUAUCUUCCACAAUUCUACAUUUCUUCUGGAUAUCAAAGAACACCAUUCUUGGACUUGUGUACAUUCACAAUUUUGUCAAUGUUAUUAACGGCAUUAUUCAUAUUUGGUUGAGGAAUUUGUACAUUCCAUUUAUACUAAUAUUGGGGAAGGAGAGAUGAUGACAUUGUUAGAAAUACUCUGGCUUAGCGCCUUGGAGACAUGGUGGCGUUAUAUUCAGCUUUCAUUACCCUCCCAAGACCGCUAGACAACUUGAAAGGGAGGGAACAUUAUAGGAAGGCUACAAUUUCCAAUACAAGGGUGCAGAUCAAUUACAGAGUAAAGCAGAUCAAUUACAGUUACAGAGUAUUUUUUUUAUAUAUGAAAUUCGUCACCAGAUUCAUUGUUCAUUUAAUUAAUCUAGUUUAGUAGACAUUAUUUUAAUGAAACAAAUAAAAUAAGGUCCUUAGAAAAUGCAGGUAGUCCAGGGCAUAUUUGUUAAUUAAUAGUAACAAUGUCAUUAACAGAUAUUAUAAGAUAAUUAGUACUAAUUCUUUUGGCACCCAUCUUAUGACACAAAGCUUACCUCUAGCUUAGGAUUCUAUAUCUUUUCAUACAUGUAAUAGACAAAUUAGUGCUGUAUUUAUUUAUUUAUUAUUAAAGACAAUUUUAAUUUCAUA